AUGGGCUGCAACAUGUGUGUGGUGAACAGGCCGGAGGAACAGUAUAGGAUUAUGUUUCAGAAGGGAAACACUAUGCGUCCCAUUGAUGCAGAAGUAAAGCUCAAAGGCAGAAGAACAUCUCAUCUGCCCCAGGAUAAAGACGGGCAGCCCCAUGAUCCUUUGCUACUUCAGGUGGUACGUAAGGGAUACAGAAGGAGAUUAGGUGCAGCCGCUGGCACAGCCCGGCUCAUGGCUAUUACAGACUGCAUGGACAAUGCCACCCAGACUGACAUCAGCUUCCAGAACUAUCUGAGUGGGGACAGAGGGUCUUACCCAAGCAAUGGAUCACCCAUGCCACCACCCUCACCUCCACUCGCCCAGCUGGCAGAACCAUACCUGCUCAAUGACCUUCGUUCUCUAGGGCAGGAAUAUAGUGAUCCAAAUAACUACUUCAGUGUUGCCAAUCAUGAGGUAGACCAACAAGAAGAGCUGGAAUAUGAGGAAGUGGAGCUGUAUAAGUCGAGUCAGCAGGAUAAACUGGGGCUAACAGUCUGUUACCGCACAGAAGAUGAGGAGGACCAGGGCAUCUAUGUAGGGGAGGUAAAUCCAAACAGUAUAGCAGCAAAAGAUGGAAGAAUCCGAAAGGGUGAUAGAAUAUUGCAGAUAAAUGGGGUGGAAGUUCAGAACAGAGAGGAAGCCGUGGCAAUUCUGACCCGAGAGGACAGCACCAACUUCUCAUUACUGCUAGCCAGACCAGAGAUAGAGACGGACACUCAUUUGGACCCAGAGGAACUCGACUGUGAAUUGCCUGCCGAGAUGAGUGUGGACAGUCUUAAUAUCUCUCCCCUGUCUGGCCUGUACCAUUUACGCCAACAGAGAAACCAAGUAGGCAUUCCCGAGGAAACCUUACAUCGGGAGACGCCCAUGCUCAGCCUAGCCACCCUCAGCAACAGUCAGGAGCUUGAUAGUGGUGUGGGCCGCACUGACGAGAGCACAAAGAACGAAGAGUCCUCUGAGCAUGAUAUUCUUCUGGGUGAAGAGCAGACCAGCGCCUCCAACACGAAUGGCACCAACACGCCCGGCAGCUUACGGAAGUACAGGCCGGCCAGGAAUGGCGGAAGUGACACUCCAUCUCCACUGUUCCCUCUCAGAGAGCUACACCUCAGCACCGACUCACUGGAUUGUGGAAGUGUUGUUGGAGGGUACCUUCAUGACCCCAUCAGUGGGAUGAUAAUGCCAGGCCUGACAGAGGAGGAAUGCGAGAGGUACAAGCAGCUUUUGGAAAUCAAGUGUCGCUACGAGAAGAGGAUGAAAAGUGUAAAGAAGUUGCAACAGAAUCAGGAAAGACAACAGAACGAAAGAGUAACACAAGAGGAAGAUGAGGUUGGAGAGAAGGAUUUGGCUCUUGAUGAGAACAGUAACGAGAACCUCAUGACCCCAACUCCACAUGAAAUGGUGCUUUUGGAAGAGGAAAUGAGACACCUAGAGUUCAAGUGUCGCAACAUUUUGCGGGCACAGAAGAUGCAGCAAUUAAGAGAGCGCUGUUUGAAAGCCUGGCUGAUGGAGGAAGAAACAUCUGGCCGGGCUUCCGCUGAACCACAGGGAUCUCCUCUACACGAAUUGUCUGACAUCAACGAACUGCCUGAGAAAGAACGAUCAGAUAAGGAUAGCACCAGUGCUUACAACACUGGGGGAGAGAGUUGCAGGAGCACACCCAUGGUGAGUGAGCACCGGCUUCCUAUUUCUCAGAUGGAUGAGUCCACAAGCCCUCUACCUAGUAGACACAGGGACCGACCAAAUUGGAGUGAAAGAGGACGAGCAAGCCUCAACAGUUCUUAUUCACCCAGUAGCUAUAAGAAGUUUCAGACAAACAUCGCUAUCAACCAGCAAUUCCGUUCACUUUCAAGAGAAGGCACUGUCCGACGCAUCCCAGAGGGCAAUUCAAGAGUAAGUAGCUAUGACAAAAAUGGUGGUCGUAGUGCCGAGUCCAGUCCUUACUUCACCAGACGCCGACAUUCAAACGGCCUCACUCCGGAACGGUACCAGAGUUGCAUGCAUCUGGGAUCUUCGCUUUCAGAGAGCUCUGGGCCCCUGGAUAGAGCUGUGGAGGGAGAGAGUGAGGCCCCAAUGGGUGGUAGCGACCGUGAAGGCCCCAUGAUCCUUCCUCAUCCCAGCCCAGCGAAACUCUCUCUGGCCUUACCUCUGCCACUUCCCCCUGCCUCACCACGCAUGGAGUGGAAGGUGAAGAUCAGGAGUGACGGGACCCGCUAUGUGGCCAAACGUCCCGUCCGUGAUCGACUCUUGAAAGCUCGAGCAAUGAAGAUCAGAGAAGAGCGUAGUGGCAUGACUACCGAUGAUGAUGCCAUGAGUGAAAUGAAGAUGGGACGCUACUGGAGCAAAGAAGAGCGUAAGCAGCAGCUGCUGAGGGCUCGUGAACAAAGAAGACGCAGAGAGUUUAUGAUGCAGAGCCGCAUAGAGUAUCUGCGAGAUCGGGAUCUGGAUGCAGGCAGGGAGAACCAGUCAGAGACAGUCCAGAUGGCAACCUCCAUUCUGGACCUCAGCCAGAAAAAAAGCUCAAAGAAACGCAACCGACGCAUACUGGACAACUGGAUCACCAUCCAAGAGCUACUAGCCCAUGGCUCUCGUUCUCCAGAUGGGACAAAGGUGUACAAUCCUCUAUUGUCUGUUACCACUGUCUGAACUAUGCACUGUCUGUUACCAAUUGUGUGAACUAUACCUCUAAUUUAUGUACAGUUCUCAUCUUUGGUCAUCUUUCCACUUUACUAACAUGGCAGAGCAAAAUCAUGUUGCUAUCAUCCUCUUUAAUGUCACCGGCUGAUAAAGAACUUGCAGAACUGGUCAUACUAUUAAGUAACAGUUUCUACUCAAAAACUUUAUGUUCUUUAUCAAUGAAUUUCAACAGGCACAAAAAAACUUUUAAAAUUGAAUUUCAGCUAAAGAUAAUUUAUGAGGACAAGCAUCUGCUUUUAUUAAUUUUGUUAGUGUUUAAAGUCUUGAUCAAACUGAAAACAAAGCACAAGGCUGACAGACAAAGACUUGAAACUUAUGAAUGUUGACUGAAAAUACACAGACAAACUCAAGGCACACACUGUAAAUUAGGGAUGCACCGAUUCGAUACCUGGAUCGGUAUCGGCUCUGAUACCGACGUUUUUAAACGGAUCGGGUAUUGGUCCGACGAGCCCGAUCCAAAUCCGAUACUGUGUGUUAGUCAUGUUUGAUGUGGUCAAGCUCAAAAAAUUACAUAAAAGAACCAUUAAAACACAAUUAAAGUAGUUCAUAUUACUUAUGCAUGUUAUUUAAAGCCACUUGAUGUGCAAUAGCUCUGUGAAUCACAAAAGGCUGUGUUUUAUAAGUAAAUAAAUAAAAUGCAUGCGCAGCUCCAGAACGUCAGUGAAUGGCGCUGCUCUGUUGACACACAUGCGCCUAUUUGUUGCCUUCACAGCGGUGCGCAACAUUUGAGCGCUACUCACAAACAACAUCUCAGAUGUAGAUGCUCUAUAGUUCGGUUCACUUAUAAAAUGCAUUUAGAAUGGCACUGGAGGUGCUUUUUUAUUUUUAACCAGAAUUUGAAUGAGAAGCGAAUUAAACUACUGUGAACUUGCCUACAAACAGACACAUACAUGACUUCCUGGGAAGUUCAGAAUGUCAAAAUAGAAAUGUGAGGGUUUAAAAGUUAAAAGGUGUCACGGAGAGACUCACAGAGGCAGAGAUAUGAACUCAGAAGCAGAGUUUAUUGAACAGAUGAUUGAAACAGUGAUGUAAACAUCAUGUGAGUAAAUCCAGUUGAGCAGAGUGGCAAAAAGCAGGUGAGUAAUCUCCAGUCAGGGUAUAGACACGAUGAACAGAUAAAACAGCUAACUCACAACAGUCUUAUUAUACUUGCAGGCAAUAAUGAAGACACAGGUAUGUUUGACAUAGUAGCAAGGUCUGAAGUCUCAGAGAUACUAUCGAUGAGAACAGACAAAGAGUGGGUGUGAAAGCGGGGUAUAUAUGCAGUCCUCAUUAGCCACUAAUGAUAUGCAGGUGCGUAUAAUCAGAACUCGGUAGAGGGAGCGCUGUGACAGCAGUGAGGAAGAAAAAGAGAGAGAGACCGGUGGAUCCGUGAAUGAAAAAUUAGCUAAUAUCUUACAACUUAAUUGAACAAAAAAGAGAUCUAAAUCCUUUAAAGUCCAGAAACAGGUUGAAAAACUUUUGCCAAAAAGAAAACGGCUGCUUUUCUACUGAUUACUUAUACUGGAUUUACUGUUAAUUUUGCUGCUACAUUAUCCAGUAUACUAGUUAACAAUAAAGUUUUUCUUUAUAAGCUACACAUUUAUAUUGAAAUAAUAUGCAGUUAGAGGUUUGUGUUUCUUUACAUAUUAAAGAGCACACCCAAUUAAUUCCACACAAUAAUGUAGAUAUUCUCAACUGAUGCAGAAAAACAAUACUGGUAUCGGAUCAUGGAUCGGUAUCGGCUGAUACUGAGAUUUCCAAUAUCGGAAUCGGAAGAGAAAAAGUGGUAUCGGUGCAGCCCUACUAUAAACAAGCAUAAAAAUCCCUCUCUGUGGGAUUGAGCUGACAAAUGGAAUUUGUAUGGGAAAUCCCUCAAAACUGCACAAAAGACAAGGAACUGUUUGAUUCUCAACUUAUUUGUGAUUUUGUAGACUGACUUUUGUAUUAUGUACUGUUGUAAUUAUAGCAUCCCAACUAUCAAGUGCUUAACCAGUGCAGCCACAAUCAUUGUAAACAUGGUGACAUGGUGCUGAACAUUCGUACCGCUUAUUUGUGAUGGCCUGUUUAUGACAAAAGCAAUGUAGUGCUUUUUAAUCUGAAUGUACAGCAAUUCUUACCCCAACACCCAUUUGACUCACAUUCAAAAGCCUGUUUGGCCUAAAGUGAACAUAUACUAACCACCAGCAAAAAUGGAAGCACAAAAUACUCUGGAACCACAUGAAAUCUAACCAGCUUUGACAUCAAAACAGAUUGUAUAUUUGAAUAAACUGUUAUUAGGAAUAUAUUUCCUUAAAAGGAUAGUUCAACCAAAAUGAAAAUUCAGUUAUCAUUCAAUCUCCCUUAUGUUGUAACAAACCUGCAUGACUCUUCUUCGACAGAAAAACAAAAGCAGGGUUUAAGUGGGUUUUAAACUCAGUCACCAUUCACUUUCAUUACAUCUUUUUCCAUACAAUGAAUGAUGACUGGGAUUAACAACAUCUCAUUUUGUGAAGAAAGAGAGCCAUAUGGAUUUAAUGAAGACGUGCAAUUGUCAUUUUUGAACUAUCCCUUUAAGUGAACUAUCCCGUUAAGUAGUGUAGCAUUUUGUUUAGAGCUGAAAAUGAAGAUAUGUUCUUAUUAACAAAUAAAAAAGGAUAAAUGUUUAAAUUUUUAGCAUAUUUAAAAGUGUUCAAAGUCCUUUGAAGAAUUGAUUUUGUAGAAAAAUGGCCUUGCGAGUUUUGACCAGUUUUAACGUCACCUCUUGUUGAUGAGAGAGGUAUUUGUUCAGCUCGACUAAUUUUGCAUGACUUUUGACUAAUGUACAAGCACACAAUGAAUACUAAUGGAGAAUUUCCAUUUCUCAGUAUACAAUGUAUGUGACCAGAGGAUUUUAUCCAACACAAUUUACAUAAUUUCUCUCUUGGUGUUAGAAUGUAGAUUUCUAUGCUUAUACUAAUAUGGUACCUGUUGAUUAAUAUCAAUAGUCCUUAUUAAAAAAAUGUGUAAUGUGCAUUAGUUAUUGAGUGGUUAUUUCAAUGCAUAAACCUAUAACACUUUAGACAAAUAAAACCAUUUUGUAUGCUUAAAAUAAACCAAUCUGGGUGAUUUCAUGUUUAGAGACACGAGACACACACAUACACAUUCAGACAUACACCAAAUGAGAGGAACACACAGCAGACAAGUAUUCGCUCAAAAUAUUGUGUGAUCUCUGAAAUAACAAACCGUAUUUCCAACAGCAAGAACAUGUUUUAUAGAAUGAGAGCAAUAAAUUAUAACAUAAUUUCUCUUAAUUAGUUUUGCAUUGAAACCUCAUACAUAUAUACAAAUAAAACGUCAUACAAUUAAUUAUUAUUCUAAAUAUAGGAACUGCUCUUACACAAACAUACUGAUCCAAUUGUACAAUUACAAUUCGUUUCAAGUCCCGCACGUUUCCUUAAAAUGUAAACAAUGGUUCAUGUGCCCAUUCCCAGUAAGAUAUUGAUUCCCCAGUCCAGUGCAGAGUAUACACCGAUCAGCCACAACAUUAAAACCACCUGCCUAAUAUUGCAUAGUAAUAUUGUGCUGCCAAAACAGCGCCAACCCGCAUCUCAGAAUAGCAUUCUUGAAAAUCCCAGGAGAUCAGCAGUUACAGAAAUACUCAAACAGCCCAUCUGGCACCAACAUACAACAGUCUCUGGAAUUUACACCAAAUGGUGCCAAAAACAAAAAACAUCCAGUGAGCGGCAGUUCAGUGGACGGAAAUGCCUUGUUGAUGAGAGAGGUCAAUGAAGAAUGGCCAAACUGUUUAGAACUGACAAAGUGUACAGUAACUCAGAUAACAGCUCUGUACAAUUGUGUGAGAAUAGCAUCUCAGAAUGGCGGCACGAGGGGGACCUACACAGAAUUAGGCAGGUGGAUUAAAGUUGUGGCUGAUUGUAUAUAUGGCAUAUUUAUAUCAACUAAUAUAUACAUUCAGGUUUAUACAGCAUCAUUCAGCUAAGUGCAGAUAGACAUGCAACAAGGGUCACGGAGGUGCAAGACAUUAAUGUGUCCAGAAACCAGUUCAAGCUUUUCGAUAAAACUACUGGAUUAAUUUUUUUUAUGACAUUAUACACCUCAGCUUUAUUUGUGUUUGAGCUUAGCAUGCCCCAGCACUCAGGACGCUUAAUAAAAGCACAAGAGCAAAGCGUUAGAGUUAGAGAGAAGCAAAAUAACCCAUAGGAGAUAAUGUGAAAAGUGGUGAGCGGCCCUCUAAAUUCAGAUCACGUCACAGGUUAUGAAAUAGGACAUGGAGUUCUUCAAUGUCCACAAGGGCCUUAAAGGAGUAGUUUAUCAUUUAUAAUUAAAUAAUUCUGCUAUCAUUUACUCACCCUCAUGUUGGGAGCUUGACAGUAGGGCUGGGCAAUGUGCAAGAAAUAUUUUCACAAUAUUUUUUACCGAUUACUUCAACACCCCUGCCCCCACUGCAGAGGAAUCUGUGAAUAUUUUGCACUCAAGUCGAUUUUGCUUUAAAAAUUAAAUUCAUUUAUUGAAACAUGAAAAACUUAAACCAAAAGAUAUUUCUAAAUUCGUAUUGCAUUUCAAACUAAAUGAAAAAAAUAAAUAAAAGCAAAGUGGUAAAAAAAUCAUAUAUAACAUCCUCUCCAAAUUAAAACAUUUACUGUGUCCAACUACCUCCACCGGGCCCCAUUUGCCAUCAUGCAAGUAUUCGUCUACAUCAACAGGUGGAAAAUGACCAAUACAAAUUAAGAUCUAAAGACAAUUGUAAAUGUAAGUAAUGCAAAUAAUAAUAUUUGAAAAAUAAAGGAGCCAUUAGCUCUGGAAAGUUGAACACAACCCACAUAAUUUCUACUUUCAUAAAAUGGCAGUUUGUUUACUUCCUUAAGCCUAAACGAAUAGAAAACUGCCCAAUAAUUUCUACUGUGUUCUUAAUAUUGCCUAAAGAAAAUGAAAUCAAACUGAAUUUAAGGUUCAAGAUGAACAUUUGUUUUGUAUUAUAUUAUUAAUUAAUCACUUUCAUCAUGGAUGAUGAAUACAAGUUGAUGUCACAAAGCAAUGUGUUUUGCAUAACAUUUAAAUAAAAGUGUUGCAAUGUUUCAUCAAUCUCAGUAUUUACACUUUAAUGACAUUUCAUCAUAAUGACUUUUCCCAAAAGGCUGUAUUUCCUUUAUAAAGAAAUUUCUAAUAAAUGUGCUCUUUUAAUCAAGUUGCCAAGCCAUAGUGUAUUUGCUACAAGACAUGUGUGAUUCUAAAGAGUAGGUUAUAACUGGAUAAUGUUUCAUGCUAUUCAGAGACCAUUUCGGCAGUGAAAUUGAAGUAUAUGUCUCUGUGGAACAAAAAUUAAGGUUUCCAAUCAGUGGCCGUUUUCAAACCAUCUAAUCAAAAUAGGGAACUACUGUAUAUUAGCUCAGACAGCAUUGAGGUGAGAAAUGUAUUUGGAACCAACAAUUCAAUUUUUUGUUAAUCAAGUAAAGCACUUGAAAAACCGCCAUCCCAAUUUGAAAACACCUACUGACUGAGCAACCCCCUUAAUUUUUCUGAAGCGACAUCAGUCUCGUGAAAAUUGACACAACCGGCCUCUUUAAUCCUUAAUACUUUUACUGUUUAAAUAUUUCGAUUAAUAUCUAAAAAUGUAAAUGCAUGAUAACUACUGGGUUACUAUUUUAUAUAUUUGGCGGCUUCACAGCUCCAUGGUUUUGUCAUUUCCCGAUAUUGUCGAUCAUCGUCUGUCAAUAACUGUCGCAAUUGAAUUGUGAAAUUUGUCAGAUAUGGUUGAUAUCUGAUUACAUUGUCCUAUCGACCACCCCUAACUAACAGCCCCUGGUCACAAUCCAAUUACACUGUAUGGAAGAGAAGAGCUUGGAUGGGUUUGGAACAACAUGAGGGUUAGUAAAUGAUGACAGAAGUUUCUUUUUUGGGUGAACUGUCUCUUUAGGGAUUUUCUCCAGCCAUGGACAAUCCUCAUAUGUUAAAAGUACUGGAAUCCAAGAGUUCACCUGAAUAAACAGUAUUGUAGUUGGA
Xyrauchen texanus (razorback sucker) is the source of this 8691-nucleotide messenger RNA. It is a transcript of the gene pdzd4, whose product is annotated as PDZ domain containing 4. NCBI's taxonomy places the organism in Eukaryota, Metazoa, Chordata, Actinopteri, Cypriniformes, Catostomidae. Bases 1 to 2679 code for a protein of 892 amino acids. Gene Ontology annotation, molecular function: protein binding. The transcript has 8 exons. The record is from RefSeq and is a predicted model, not a curated record.